Messenger RNA from Drosophila mauritiana, 995 nucleotides. Its product is annotated as cuticle protein 76. Lineage: Eukaryota; Metazoa; Arthropoda; Insecta; Diptera; Drosophilidae. The transcript has a single exon. Bases 384 to 995 code for a protein of 203 amino acids. The record is from RefSeq and is a predicted model, not a curated record.
UCACCGCGGAAUGUGGAGCAAGUGCGGCAAGUGCACAGACCUUACCUUAUUCCGGGCAUUAUGCAAUGUCUAUGGGCCAAAGUCUUGGGCUUCAUAAACUGGGUCGACGACACGCCCUUCUCCAUCGCCUUCCUCGGCUGAUAGGCUCACCCCCGCCGACUUUUGUGGCUGUCACUUGGAGCUGGGCAAUUGUAAAUUGAUUUGCCACGAUCGAGGGAUAGAGAAAUGGAUUUCUGAAAGUCACGCAAAGCCAGCCGGCAAAGCUGAAACGAGUUUGAGCAGUGCGCCCGAUUAUGAGUAAUUGGCAUUGCGCUGGUCAGGUCUUCUAUAUAUGGCCCAACCAGUGACUUUCCAGCACAGUUGUUCCAAUUGCUCCAAUCGACAUGGCUUACUUCCAGUUCCUCAGCGUUGCCUCCAGCUUGCUUCUACUCCUGGCUCCCACGUGGGCGGGACUGAUUGCCCAGCCGACCAUCAGCUAUGCUGGCGAUGAGCACGCGGUGGCCCACACCCAGCAGAAUGUGGUAAGGAGCUUCGAUGGCACCGUCUCCCACUACGCCAAGUCGCUGGCCACGCCGUACUCGCAGGUCCACAAGCAGGACACCCGGAUCAGUAACAAUGUCUACCAGCCGGCGGUGGCCAAGACCUUCAGCUAUGCCCCAGCUCCAGUUCCAGUCUCGGUUCCAGCUCCGGUUUACACUCACCAGGCUCAUCAGGAACCCACCAAUCUGUUUACUCAGGCAUCGCCCGUUUACCAGCACGCUGCUCAUGUCCAGACUCCAUCGGUUUACCAGCAGGUUGCUCAUGUCCAGACUCCAUCGGUUUACCAUCAGCCCGCUCAGGUGCAGAGCUACCACCAACCUGGUCAUGUGGAGGCACCUUCUGUUUACCAACAGAACGCCCACUACAGCCACCAGCCCGCUGUCAUCCACUAUUCUCCGGCGGAGACCGUUUCCCACAUGAGCUUCGAUGGAUUCGGUACCCACUACGGAUUUUAA